Messenger RNA from Ostertagia ostertagi, 1185 nucleotides. Lineage: Eukaryota; Metazoa; Nematoda; Chromadorea; Rhabditida; Trichostrongylidae. The record is from the annotation of a GenBank genome assembly.
AGACCGCUUAAAACCUUUGUUGCGAACCGGGUAAAGAAGAUUCGUACCGUUCUUAAUACCUUUGCCGACUCCAAAGUUAUUACCGCCUUCCACUACAUUAACACAGACCUGAAUCCAGCAGAUUGUGCAACACGAGGACUCUCAGCUCGAGAGAUCUCUGAGCACAUUUGGUGGAAAGGUCCACCACAUAUCUGCUUACCGCCGUCACAAUGGCCAGAUUCGGAAGUCGACUUCGCAGUCUUACCUAGCUCAGUUCUGGAAACAGAUCUCGAGUAUAAGGAGACGACUGUGAUUUCGAAUCCGUCUCAUGUGUCCAUUUUACCGCUCGCACACACCAGUCACUACGACAGAUCAAUUAGUCGCCAGCAAACACGCACAGCAGAACUCGUUUUGCUACGUGAGCAUCAGAGAGAAGCUGUGCAUUCGACACGGCAAGACAUUUACCGCGACUCAUUUGGCAUCAUUCGAGUUAACACUCGCAUGCGCCAAGAACAGUCAUCUUCGCAGAAUCAUCCGAUUCUGCUCAUGCCGAAUCACCCGUUUACCGCCAUGAUUAUCACCUCUUGGCAUUGUAAGUUACACCAUGCAGGUGCUAAUCAUAUUACCGCUACGCUCCGACCCCUGUUCUUCAUGCCUCGCAUGCAUAGAACAGUGAAAUCGUUCAACACGCUUCGACCCAUUGAUCUUAUCAGCCCUUAUUUUCAUGUAGGAUAUUUUACCGCAACCUCUCGCCAGUCGCCUUUUUACGUCUAUGAUCUUUCCGAUUCACUGACGAAAGAGGCACUUCGAGAGAGUUACGAUACGUUGGUUACCGCACUUGACCAUUUCUGGAAGCUUUGGCGCGAGGACUAUCUUCAGACGCUCGCCCAACGCCAACAGAAACUGGCCAAGAACGCACCAGGAUCUAAGGCGCGACCAGCCGUAGGAGAUCUCGUGGUCGUGAAGACGGAAGACAUGCCGAGAGCUCAUUGGCCUCUCGCGGUCAUCACUCGCCUUCACGUAUCCAAAGAUGGCCAUACGCGCUCCGCGCAGAUCCGUACCGCUAAAAACACUCUUCUGGAUCGCUCCAUCAAGCACCUUAUUCCGCUAGAGAUCCAUGUAGAGAAAGAACUUACCGCAGAACCAUCCUCACCAACCCCUACGAGGACUCAACCGCCGAGACGAGUGAAGCGAGCAAAACGCCAU